This is a messenger RNA of Sungouiella intermedia, 1809 nucleotides long. Lineage: Eukaryota; Fungi; Ascomycota; Pichiomycetes; Serinales; Metschnikowiaceae. The record is from the annotation of a GenBank genome assembly.
AUGAAACCCGGAUUGAGACGGGGCCAUGAGAUCAAUGAGAAGAACCAGAUGGAAAUCUUCUCCAUUUUGAUUCUUGUAUUAGAUCUUAACGAUUUUCUGCAGAAGCCCAGGAGCUUUCUGCAUUCGCUCAGACAAUAUUCAUUUACCAAACAGUAUCCAUUUUGUUUUGAGGUUCGACGUGCGGUUAAAUUAAUGCAACUGUUGCAAUGGACUCUCGAGCUGAAUACUGUCAGUUCCACCAUCUCUUAUUCGGUGAAGCCCGAUUUGGCAUUCUCUUUGUUAAAACGAUACUAUGCUGCUCACCUUCUUCAUUGUCCGAUCUCCAGAACUGAAGAUGCACUUUCGGAGUCCAUGACGGUUCAAAUCACUCCAAAAGGCACUGCCACGGUGUAUAAUUUUUGGAAAAGCAUGGGGUUGACACGCGAAAAGAUGCCUCUGGUGGUGAAAUCAUCUUUCAAUUCCAUUCAUAUGUUUUCGUUCGAUAGAUCCCAUCCAGGAAACAAGUUAUUGUACUCCGAGUACCUUCUCUACAUCCUCAUCACUCAGAUGAUGGGCCCCACACCUAAUGUGUGGUCGUCGAGGCAGUCUCCGUGUAUGGUCAAGUGCAUAGCAGAUGAUGAACACGUCUCAAUAUCGUCCUUAUCAUUCUCAAGCGAGGUCAUGGCCCACCACUUCGGUGAUCUCGUUCAACCUUCAAGAAUAUUCGUGAGUCCAUUCCACCACAAGUACUUCACCAACCCUGAAUCGGAUGCUCAUAUCCAGUACUACGAAUCGGAAUCGGGCUUGAGGGUAUUUCAGAACAAAGUGUUCAAGACCGAAGAGAGAGAAGUCAUCAUUAACUUCUGCUUCACCGGUAAGGCGAUCUCACAAUGGCUCUUGGAUUGUACCGUUCUUUCAAGCCGGGCCGAAACGUUGGAUAUUGGAAAUCUUCUCCUUAAGUAUGGCCUUUUGACUCCAAUUACGUUGGCAGCUUCCGCAGGUAAGUUUUCGGCCCACAAGGAGGCAUACUAUAUUCUAAGUCCCAGAGGAGAGCGUGCUUGCCGGUGGAAUAGUGAAAUACUGGGGUUGGAAUCGUUGGGAUCUAUUGACCUGCGACAAGACAUCCAAUUGUAUGAAGAAAGUAGUCGAAAAGUGAAUUUAAAAUCAGUUCUCCUCGACCCUGGUAUGAGAUAUUUGUUCAAGCAACAUAUGGAAAAAGAGCGAUGCUCCGAGAAUCUCAUAGCUUACCUCAACUUGGCAGAGUUUGCAAAGCUGAAGAGCCAAUUGUCCCAACUCUUAAAGAUCCACUCCGGGCUUCUGGAUGAAGUGAAGAAGGGCCGCUUGGCAAGCAUUAUUGAGAACCAGGCAUGCAUCUGCUACUCGUUGGCAUUCCACUUGUAUCUGACCUAUCUUAGUCUGGAGUCCAUGUAUGACCUCAAUAUUGGAUUUGGCUUGCGGCAAGAGAUUAUAAGCGUGAUGGAGCAAGCAAGAGAAUCUGAUUUUCUUGACAGUCCUCUGAUGAGCACACCUCAAGUUGACUACAUGAAAACUCCCGUUUGUGAAACGGUUCUUGACUUCUCUGAAGAGAUCGUGCCAAUCAAGCCUGCGUUUGAACGUCCCGCCUCGUGCACCGUUGAGCUGCCUACCCUAAUGCUUAACUCCGGCAAGAUGCUGUUGGCGGAGAUUAUGUCUGCCUUAAGUCGGAUCUACGAUGUCUUUGGCAAGAUUGCGUCCUCUAUCUACAGACUCAUGGAGGUUGACUCGUAUCCAAAGUUUGUGAAGAGCGAAGAAUACUUGUACGCAGUGGAUAUCGAUACACAUAGAUCGUGA